AUAUAAAUGUUAUUAUAAUAUAUAAAUCAGUCCUAAAAUAUAUUGAAAUAAUUUUUGAACAAUAGAAUGUCAUUUUUGUGUAUAAGAGGAUAGUUUUGAACUGGUUCAAAAUGGUUGAAAGCAAUACUUUUGAAAGAGAUAAUGCAUUAGAAGAAGUUAAGUACAUACCCACUGAAGAGCGAAAUGUAAGCAAGCUAAAGCCGGAAUAUAAAGCAAAACGACCCGAUACUUUUUUCUUAUAUUUUACAGUUGCAACAGGAGUUUUAACAUGGAUGGUUGGAGGCAAUACAAUUGUUUGGUCGUCGUCGGCAAUAUUAAAACUAAAAUCCAACGAUACCAAUAUAAAUCCUCUUGGAAAACCAAUCACAACUGUCGAAAUCUCUAUGAUGGUUGGCAUUCCAGCGACAGUUGGAUUGAUUGGAUCAAUGUUACUUCCAAAGUUAGCAGAUCUGAUUGGACGAAAACGAAGCUUACAAGUUCUAGGAUUAUUAAUUUUUACUUGUAUCCCUAUGAUUCCGUUUUUGCUAUUUUUUCAUUUUGCCCCAGAGAGCCCUGUUUAUUUAUUAGCUAAAGAAAAAAGAGGAGAAUGUAUAGCAGCUAUAAGAAAAUUAAGAAAUAAUAAAACUGAUAAGGAAUUAGAAGUCGACUUGAAAAAAAUUGACGAUAUUAUUUGUCUGGCAAAAGGAUCUAAAGAAAGCAAUAUUUUAGGGUUAUUUAGAACAAAAGAAACAAGAAAAGGGUUGCUAUUAGCUUUGUUACCUGUAACUGUACAAUAUUUGUGUGGUGUGCCAGUACUCAUGCCCUACAUGGCCCCUAUUUUAAACGAAUCUGGUUCCAAUCUUUCGGGAAGUACACUAGCAAUUAUUAUGGGAGUUGUCAAGUCAACAACAUAUCUUUUCAUAUCAAACAUAAUCGAAAAAGUAGGCAAGAGACUUUUACUUCUUAUUUCUUGUGUGGGAGCUGGACUAUCUGUAUCGAUUCUGGGGAUGCAUUUUAAAGAUGCUGGAAAUCCGAAUAUCAGGACGGUAGUUGGUGCAAUUUGGGCUGAAGAUAAUGCAACAAAUUCCAUAAAACCAUUAGUUAUCGAACUAAACUACGUAACAGUUGCGAGAACAAAAAUUCAUGGAGAGGAAUAUUUUACUCGGCAAGAAAAAACAAGCCCAGAAUUACCACCUAAUGUUGAAGAAGAAGUAGAGUCAGAUAGUAUUAAUCCAAGAGGGGAAGGGCUAAUAGAAACUAUAAGAGAUGCAAUUCCAAGUACCAGAGUGGUUUCAUCUGACCUUUUAAAACAUCAAUAUCAAGUUCCAUUUUUGGAUUAA
Messenger RNA from Diabrotica balteata, 1319 nucleotides. NCBI's taxonomy places the organism in Eukaryota, Metazoa, Arthropoda, Insecta, Coleoptera, Chrysomelidae. The record is from the annotation of a GenBank genome assembly.